UGUGUAUAUGUGUUUGAGUGAAUGUGUGUUUAUGUGUGUGUUUGGGAGAGUGUGUGUGUUGUGUGUGUGUGCUUCUUACAGUGCCCCACUGGUGGGGCUGUUCCUCUGUUGGCCGUGUGACUGCUGCCUAGGGACAUCUGCUGCUUCUUGUCAGCCAGGAACCCAUGCCUAAGGAGGACACACACACUCAUACACUCUUACUCUCUCAUUCCUCUAACACACACACACUCUCCAACGCUCUGUAGCUCCAGAGCCUUUCCGUCAGUCUGUCUUUGUUUUCAGCCGUCCAGCCACCAAGGACCAACCACCAUCUACCAUCAGCAGAUGAGCUGCAGACUUCCUUUUCAACAAGGAGCCCUCAACACUCUGCCACUGGUCUGAGAGUGAUCCAGUGGGAGACAGAGAGAGCAUCACAAAGUGAACCAACAAGUACAGAACACUCUACUGCUUCUUGGAGAAGGAGAGAGUGAAAGCUCCGCCAGCCUUGGUAACCCAGCUGCCACUGUCACUGCCACCCAGCCCAGCGGAGAGGCUUGUCGCUGUCCACGCCUGAGACCAGAGACCUGCGUGAACUUGAACUCAAGUGGCAGAGUGCAUCCUACUGCCCAAGGCAAAGAUGAUUGACCUUCCUGAACUCUUCACCUGAGCUUCUAACUCUUCUCGCAUCUUUACUUUUCAGUCACACAUUAUUAGUUUCCAGUCAUCUGAAGUAACUUUCCUCAGAAGAGACCAAGAUUCUGUCAUCGAUCUGACAGCAGUGAUCACGACCGCCUGACCAGUAACCUUGAUUGCUCAUCGGAGAGUCACCCUCUCUUACUGACAACAAGCCUCAAGUUCCAUACGCACAAGAGUAGAGGGACUAUCUUAUUAAACAGAAACAAAUUCUUCUGUCCUGUUCAGUUGAUACCCACCCAACCUGCCCUGUAAGCAGUGAGAGACUCCUUUGAUAUCCUCAGAGAAGCAAAGCACAGGCGCCCCCUAGUGGUUGACCUGAAGCAUGGCAGACUGGAGCCUUCUUGGUAACUUCCUAGAGGAGGUGCAUGAACACUCCACAUCGGUGGGCAAGGUGUGGCUGACGGUGCUGUUCAUCUUCCGCAUCCUGGUGCUGGGCACGGCGGCCGAGUCCAGCUGGCUGGACGAGCAGGAGGACUUCAUGUGCGACACGAACCAACCCGGUUGCGAGAACGUCUGCUACGACAGCGCGUUCCCCAUCGCACACAUCCGCUACUGGGUGCUGCAGAUCGUGUUCGUGUCCACGCCGUCGCUGGUGUACAUGGGCCACGCCAUGCACACGGUCCGCAUGGAGGAGAAGAAGAGGAGGAAGGAGCAGGAGGACCAGGGAGGAGGGGAGGAUGAAGGGAAGGAGGGAGGAGGAGGAGAAAUCGAGAAGAAGUACCCACAGGAGGAAGAGAGGGAUUGUGGGAAGGGCCAGGAGGGAGCAGCCAAGAUCCGCCUGAGGGGGGCGCUGCUGCGCACCUACAUCCUGAGCAUCCUGGUGCGGCUGCUGAUGGAGGUGAGUUUCGUCCUGGUGCAGUACCUCAUCUACGGCAUCUUCCUGAACGCGCGCUACCUGUGCGAGACCAAGCCCUGCCCGCACAAGGUGGACUGCUACGUCUCUCGGCCCACCGAGAAGAACAUCUUCAUCGUGUUCAUGCUGGCCGUGGCGGGGGUGUCGCUGCUGCUCAGCCUGCUGGAGCUCUACUACCUGGCCUGGAAGCAGUGCCGGCGCUGGGUUCGCAAGUACCGGGACGAGCAGCAGCUGCAGGGGCAGGACGAACGCCGACCUUUGACCCCGUCCACUAUCACCGCCACCUCGCCAGAACCGCCCCACCAUGGCCUGCCUCUGCCGCCGUGCUCGCCGCCCCCCGACUUCAGCCAAUGCCUGCCCCCGCCCUCGCCCGUACACGCCCACUCCCACAGCCACUCCCACACCCACCCCAGCUGCCCCUCCUACAGCGACCGACUGGCCAAUCAGCAGAACUCCGUCAACAUGGCUGCCGAGCGCCACCGCGGCCUGGACGCCACGGCCCAGGACUUCCUGGGGAGGCCGUCCUUUCUGACACCGACCACUACGGCGGCACCUCCUCCCCCGCAAGAGGACGGAGUGGCCUGUCCCCAGGUGCUGGCCAACGGCUUCGUCAAGGACAAGCGCCGCCUCAGUAAGACCAGCAGUGCCAGUGUCCGCAUGCGGCCGGACGAUAUCGCCGUCUAAGGCUUUUAACAAGCCGGCACGAGAAACAUACUGAAAAAGAAAAAAUAGGACUGCACAUUUUUUUUUUUUUUUUUGUACUUUUUAAUCGCCUCAUGAACAGUGUGUGCAAUGGCCAUUUCGCUUUCAACAGCCACACUGAAGAGUCAACUCCCCCUCCACUGAGCAGGUGCAUCUAUUUGGCACUCCACCAGACUGGACAAUAUGGUUUGCAUAAGCAUGAAGCAACAGCGCUGUAUUGCCAAGAGCUCACAUACUGUAGGAGCCAAAGUAGAGGAACCUACCACUUCCCUUCCUGGGGUACAGCUUUAGCACUGUGAAGAAACAAUCAAAUACAUCGUUUGCACUACACAUAGUAUCUGUUCAUUCUAUAGCUGAUUACACAUGCCGUCCACACAGCUCUGAUUAGAGUCUCAAGCACAACAGGUGUCCUGAUGAUGUUUUGCUGAUGAGCGCUCGAUGGACUGACAGGACAACUGCAUCUUCUCACUGGCCUCGCUGAGCACAAGGCAUGGAGAUGAAGAUAGAUGCAUGUAGACGACAGCUGUGACUGUUAUUACUUUUUAUUUUUGACUCAUAGAUACCAACCCACACAAAACACCCACCCACCC
Messenger RNA from Alosa alosa (allis shad), 2820 nucleotides. It is a transcript of the gene gja5b, whose product is annotated as gap junction protein, alpha 5b. The transcript is spliced from 2 exons. Gene Ontology annotation, cellular component: connexin complex. Bases 998 to 2212 code for a protein of 404 amino acids. The record is from RefSeq and is a predicted model, not a curated record. Gene Ontology annotation, biological process: cell communication. NCBI's taxonomy places the organism in Eukaryota, Metazoa, Chordata, Actinopteri, Clupeiformes, Clupeidae.